UCCAGACGGAGAACAAGAAGUCGGACGAGUUGGAGCUCCAGGCAGCUUGCGUCCCCCUUCCAUGAGCUCCAUCCCGGCGUCGGAGGAGAGGCGGCUGCGCACAGCCAGGAUGAAGAUGGCACUGAUGUGGCUGUGCAUCGUUGUGCAUCUGGCUUUGGUCAGUGCAGGACUCUUCACCAGCAGCAGUCUCCAAGCUUCCCUCAGCAAUGAGUCAGUGAGCAGGUCCGGAGCCCCUCAGAGCCCAGCAGGGUCUUUCCGCCCAGGCAGACAGAGACCACUGUUUGCGAGAAGAGGACAGCAUCAACGACAAAGGAUUCACGUGCCGAAGACCAACGUGGCCCCUGCUCCUCUAAAAGUCAUCCCCCCUCCUCCUAAAGUGGCACCCAAACCCGCGAAGCCAAAGUGCGCUCCGCUCACACAGAGCUGUUUGCCCCAGUCCGGCUGCUGCGACCCAUGUGCCACGUGCCACUGCCGCUUCUUCAAUGCGAUCUGCAUCUGCCGAAGGACAAAAUCGUAACACGAGGAGAGAAACAGAAAGAGCACCGAUGCACCAAAACGGAGACUCAAAAUAGCAGUUUCAUCAACCACCUUAACACACAGACUGAUGUAUCACAUGGAUGGGACAAUGGGCACUAAAGUCAGCCUCUUGAGACAAUAAAUGCUUAUUUGAAGGAGUUUAAAACACGUUGGUACUUCUUCUGAAAGGCAGCUGUUCGGAAAAACCAUCCAUCACAUACAGUGCUUAAGCUAAAAUGUAUUAAUUUGUCGUUCAAGUCUUUUGAACAAUGCCUUCUGUAUAUUAUCAGUGUUAUUAUUAUGCUGGUUCCUUUUUUGGAUGUCGCUGACAUAGUUGUGGGGAGAAAGAAAUAUGAAAAAACAAAUAUAAAUAUAAAUACAGCUGCAUGUAUACAUAUACAUAUAUAUAUAUACGUACAUAUAUAUGUAUACAUAUGUACACAAACACACGUAUAUAUAUAUAUAUAUAAAUAUAUACUGUAUAUUUGGUUUUUUUCAUGAUUAUGUCCAUCAUUGAAUGAGAGCUUUAUCUUUAUCAGGGUGCAUGCUAGAAAACUCUGCAGGGUGCCCAAACUUGUGCAGACGCCAUUUUUUUGUUUUCUGUUAUUUUUAAAGUGUAAAUGAUGGAAAUAAAAUCUAACUUUUUUGUGACAUAUUAUACGAAGGUCUAAUCUGUCAUUUGAUGCCUUUUGGAGAUUUUUCCAUCUUUUCUUGACUUCUUUAUGCACAUUAAUACAAUUUUUUUCCAUGGGGUGCCCAAACUUUUGAACCCCACUGUAUGCAUUAACGGUGUAUGGUCGUGACUUAAAGUCGUAAUUUACGGGCUAAAAGUUGUGGCUGGAAUGCAGCAUGAGACUGGUUAAGAUUAAGGAUAUCAUAGUAAGUCAAUCAAAGGAAGAGUGGGGUUGCCUGGCAACCUCUUGGUGACAACAAGAAGGGAGGUCACUGUGCCUGGCCAGGAAAGUCCAACAUAUAGCCCACUGUAAAGGUUGAAAAAAAUCACGCUGUAUAUCCAAACAAAGACCUUGAGACAUGGCUACAGAUUUGGUGACAUUUAGCCUACAUUUUCAGAAUCAAAGAAUCCACUAUUCUUAUAAACCAUAAAGCCAUAAAAACUAUUGUAUUUCUUUUACAUAAAAGAGAAUGGCUUAGCUUCUACCAUGCCUGUAUGUCCACUUCCAUUAUAAUCAAUCAGAGUCAUUUUGGCAGAGAGCAUUUGCGCACAAUUUUGUUAUAACCUCAUAUUUGACAUGUAAUCAGGAUAUAUUCUCUUAUUGCAACCUAUCAUAGUUCAAUGUAACACGUAGAAUUAGCAUUUAUAGUAGCAUUGAUGUGAUAGAUGGAUUAGAUAGAUAUGCCUGAUCAGUGAUAAGCUUUUAAUGUUACAAUUUAAAAAGAUUGGGAUUCUAGCAUUGUCUUUACUUGUAUGUACGUUUGUGAAUGUGAUUUUGACUUUUCCUGCCAAAUACUACAAAUAAAGACAUGUUCCACACACACACACACACACGUACGCGCACUGGUGUUACUAUGGCAACAUCUAUCUGGGCUAAUUGCGACCAUUCAACGCAGGAUGUUGCAUGCUGUUAUCCAUUAGGUGUAGUAGUUUAUGUGUAAGUUAACAGGAUAAAAUAGACAUGACUGUUUUUAUAAUCUGAGACCAGCAACAGUGUGUGUGUGUGUGUGUGUUUUUCUGUAUGCAAUGACCUGAUGACCCCCUCUCAAAUAAACAAACCCUUAAUCCAAGUCAAUUGUUUCUCUAUAACUGCUCAAAUGAUCUUUACAAAAAGCGUUAAAUACCACCUGUUGUGUGUUAAGAAACAACCAUCUCUCUACCAGGGUGACAGCCGUUCUCCUCUGUCUGU
Etheostoma spectabile (orangethroat darter) is the source of this 2378-nucleotide messenger RNA. Its product is annotated as agouti-related protein. Gene Ontology annotation, biological process: adult feeding behavior; neuropeptide signaling pathway; positive regulation of feeding behavior. The record is from RefSeq and is a predicted model, not a curated record. The transcript is spliced from 3 exons. Gene Ontology annotation, molecular function: type 1 melanocortin receptor binding; neuropeptide hormone activity. Lineage: Eukaryota; Metazoa; Chordata; Actinopteri; Perciformes; Percidae. Bases 62 to 517 code for a protein of 151 amino acids. Gene Ontology annotation, cellular component: extracellular region.